CCGCCUGUAGCUUAGGACGUCCUCAGCAUCCGAAUCGCUUACAGCGAGAAGCAAUGAUCCUCUCAUCUUUUGCUGGAAUUAUAAUGAGCAGACUACCAGUGGAGAAAAUCCUGGCUCUGUACAGAUGUAAGCCAGUUGUUUUUUUACCCAGCCAUCAGUCUAAGGGGUCAAUUGUAUGCCCUCUCACUUUGUCCUACCAUCCAUUUGCCAUGCUCAGAUCUUACAAAGCUGUACAACAUGCCAAGAGACACAAUCAGAAGCUGAAAAGAUGGCUGUCUGAGCAGGCAAAAGCGAGAGUCCCAAAGGGACCCGUUCCUCCACCAUCCUCAUCUCCGUCUUUGCCUGAGUCCUUUCUCAGCGAAAGCAGUGGUUUUCACCAGGAAGCAGCUGAGCACUAUGAGGGCUCCCAACAGAACUGAUGUAACUGAGUCAGACAUGUAGAACCACUUCACUUACACACAUGUGGACCCCAGCUCACAGUUUUUUCUAUGGAACUAUGUUUAAGGCUUUGUUAUGGUAACUCCAAAACAUUUACUUUCUUGUCCUUAAGGCAGAAUGUAAGUAAUGCAGAUGAAUGUUUGGAGUUAUCAGUUUCCAUCCAAGUGUUAGCAUCCUGGCUAACGUCUUUAGAUCUUAUGUUCUCCAUAACGUUGUUUUCUCCUGACCCCGUCCACUGUGUGAAGUGCUCCAGUCCCUCCACAACAUCAUGCUGCCACUUCAUACUUUGCAUUUGAGUUCUUUCAAACUUCCCCCAAUUAUUUCUUCACAUGUAAAAAUUGUUUACAUGUGAAACACUCCAAACACUUUAAUUUUAGAUUUGUUCAAUGAGAGGACAAACCCAAAAAGAAUUAAGAUCUUUGACUAUUGCAUUUAGCUUUGAUAUUUUAGUCUAUAAGAAGCAUACAAAGCCAUGACAUCAACAUUUUGUCUUUCCCCAACUGCUUAAAGUAGCUGUUUAGUCAGAUUCAGUGUUGAUCAAUAAGAAAAAUGUCCAAUAAAAUAUAUUGGAGCCAAACUUACAUCUACCAUGUGUGGUCUAAUGGAAGGUUAACAUAACAUGUUUAAACUUAUUCUAUGUAGAGCAAAGAACAAACAGUGUUGUAUUGACAGGAACUUUCUGAUAUCAUGUCACCAAAGUCACAUUUUCCACCAGCUGCACAGUUGUUGUUGACCUCUGGCAUGUUCCCCAACAAAGACUAAACUCCUCUGUGUUGGAUGGGUGGAUAAAACGUGUUCCUGAUGUUGAUAUCAAUAAAGAGGGCAGAGUUGGUCAGUAAUUCGCCUGCUAGGAAUUUUGUCCUGAUGAUUCAGGGAUUUUGGUUCUAUGGCCUGGAUCAAGAUUUUUGGCAGUGGUUCCAGCUCAUUAAAUCCCCGCUCACUGAAAAAAACAGCUAAAGCGGGAUCUGAGGUUUAUAUAGCAGGGCUCUGCUCCUGCUUUGUGAGACCACCAUAUUCCGCUGGUGACCGGCUCCAGCACUCUUUUCAGGAUGAGCAGUAAGAUUAUAUUCUACGAGGACCGGAACUUUCAGGGCCGCUCAUAUGAGUGUGAUUCCGACUGCCCUGACAUGAACCCACACUUUACCCGCUGCAACUCCAUCAAGGUGGAGAGUGGCUGCUGGGUGCUCUACGAGAAGCCCAACUACAGCGGCUACCAGUAUGUCCUGACCAGAGGAGAGUACCCUGACAAGCAGCGCUGGAUGGGCUACACCGACACCAUCCGCUCCUGCCGAACCUUCUCCUAUACCAGCGAGGGCCCCUACCGCAUCCGUAUCUACGAGCGGCCCAACUUCCAAGGUCAGAUGAUGGAGUUCAGCGAGGACUGCGAGUCGGUGCAGGAGCACUUCCGCAGCCGAGACAUCUACUCCUGCAAAGUCUUGGACGGCUACUGGACCCUCUACGAACACCCAAGCUUCCGUGGCCGGCAGUACUUCAUGAGUCCUGGCGAGUACCGCAAGUUCAAUGACUGGGGGGCCACCUGCGCCACCACCGGCUCUUUCCGCAGGAUCACAGAGUUUUAAUCCUUUCAGUUACUGAUACGAACAACAAGAUGCGCCAAGAGCUGACCUGACAAAGCUGCUGGAUGCUGUUAGAAAAAAAUUAAUAAAAUGAGUUGCUGUAAAGGAUUUUCUUGUCGAUGGUGAAUAAAUGUCUCAAUAUUA
This is a messenger RNA of Gambusia affinis (western mosquitofish), 2159 nucleotides long. RefSeq names its product gamma-crystallin M2-like. The transcript has 7 exons. Bases 1488 to 2018 code for a protein of 176 amino acids. The record is from RefSeq and is a predicted model, not a curated record. Gene Ontology annotation, biological process: lens development in camera-type eye; visual perception. NCBI's taxonomy places the organism in Eukaryota, Metazoa, Chordata, Actinopteri, Cyprinodontiformes, Poeciliidae. Gene Ontology annotation, molecular function: structural constituent of eye lens.